CACACUUCGACGGAAAAGAAAUCAAUUUGGCCGUGAAAACUGGCGUAUUCGUUAACUCCACGAACACACACACGUUACCAGACACUCAAUGGCUAAGCACUGCCGUGAAUAAGGACUACUUUGUGGAUGAAGAGCCUUUAAUCAUGCUGGCGGCGCGAGAACAACCGGGACGGCUUUCAGACAGAUUGACUGAGCAAACAACCAAUCAGGAUGCGUCUUCAAGGAAGCUAUGGCAGAAAAAACUUUUGAACCAAUGAAGUUCCAGAGUGGGCGUGUCUCGGUCGGGACUGAAAACAAUCAGUGAAUUAUGGGAAAUGUAGGUUUAAGUGCGAGUCUGCCUUAUAGGCCAGUGAAGAGCUGAACUUCAAGUCCCAAGAUGCGGCAAAAAACGAGGACUAGCCGCAUGCGCCCUUUACGUCGGGGAGGUAAUAAAUUCACAAGCAACACUCGUCUCCGUAGCAGAAGCGAAAAGGAGUUUACAAUGGAUAGAAAUGUACUCGGUCCUGUCAAGAAACCUAGCUAGUUCUAAACGGAGCGGAAGGAGUUAACAUUAACAGUCUCAAGUAGCGUAAUAACUAAAACCAUAGACUUGAGUUAAACGGUGGGAGUGUACAGUUAUGGAGCUGAGUAAAGACGACGCUGCGCCGGAGGCUGGCGACAGGGGGCGACAUAGAGACGACACACAGAGUGUCAUCUCGGAGAAACAAGUGCAACGAAAUCCGCCGGAGUUCUGUCCCGGACUUGUCUCCGGAGACACGUACCCCAUUUGCCGCGUUCGGGAGAGGAGCGACCCGGAGCCUAAGACCGGCGACGCUGCCGGUGACGAAGGAGACGCGAGUGAAAAGGCGUCCAGUAAAGCACAGGGCGAGCGGGACCCCCGGAAUAAGAGGAGGUCCGGCUGCAGCUCCGAGGGCGCACCGGACGGCCGACAAGGCAAGAAGAAACACCGGCGGCGACCGUCCAAGAAGAAGCGACGCUGGAAGCCGUACUUCAAACUUACCUGGGAGGAGAAGAAGGAGCUGGACGAGCGGGAGAGCGCGCGCGCGUCGCGGGUCCGAGCCGAGAUGUUCGCUAAAGGUCUGCCGGUGGCUCCGUACAACACGACUCAGUUCCUGAUGGAGGAGCACGACAGAGAGGAGCCCGACCUGAACACGGAGCGCUCCAACCGUAGGUCUUUCGGUGCGAGUCGGUCUGAAGACACGGCCAGCGAGGAAGACUUCUUCGAGCCUGAAGAGGAGGAGGAGGAGGAAGGCGAAGGUGGAGAAGGCGGCGAGAGCGACGGCAUGGGUCGAGCAGGGGGCGCAGGGGGAGAGUUUCUGCAGCGGGACUUUUCCGAGACCUAUGAGCGGUACCACGUAGAGACGCUGCAGAAUAUGUCCAAACAGGAACUAGUGAGGGAGUACCUGGAACUGGAGAAGAGCAUGUCGCGCCUGGAGGAGGAGAACAACUGGUUGCGACACGCGCGGAGAAAUCCGGCGACUCCGGGCGAGAGCGCGCAGCGCGUGCACGAGCUGGAGCGCGAGCUGGAGAGACUGAGAGCGCUGAAUAGCGAGCUGCUCUUCCACUGCCACAACACUGCGGGACACACCGUGAACGGCUCUGCAGCCUCAGAGCCCGAGAAGGGACAAGCCGAGGGCACAGACCCGGUCACACAGUGACGGACAGACGCGUUGGACAAUUCGACAUGUUUCUUUGUUUCUUUUCUCUGAUUUGUUGUCCGCUGAUUUUAUCCGUUGUCUUACUGUAAAGCUACGGUAUCUAAUGUGAUGCGCUUUCGGCCCGAAAGGUAAUGUUUAUUUGUUUUUGUUUUUUCCUGACAAGUUUUAAAUAUUGAAUUUGUGUGUGAGGUCCCCAUCAAAUGGUCAGUUCGUUAUAAUGUAGGUUAGGGGGCUUUUUGCACACGUGACUGGAUUCAUUAAAAAAAAAAAAGACACUUUUGGUUUUAAGAGUUAAUUCCUCUGGAUCAGUUACGUGUUCAUACUGCACGGGAAACAACACAUCGUCAUACACACCCGUCUGUAAGUUUGCCAUAAAGCGACGUGGGGUUUUUUUUUUUUUUGUCCAUCAGUCCCGGUAAAAUGAGCUGUUUGGUAUUUUUCUGCUGUUGCACCUGAUCUUCUGCUAUACACUUAUUAAUGCAUGACCAAGUCAGUAUGUGGGCUAAUAAAAACUGUGGAAAACC
Molecule: messenger RNA, 2182 nt
Organism: Hemibagrus wyckioides
Lineage: Eukaryota; Metazoa; Chordata; Actinopteri; Siluriformes; Bagridae
Gene: hexim1
Product: HEXIM P-TEFb complex subunit 1
Exons: 3
Coding region: 618-1658 (346 amino acids)
Biological process (GO): negative regulation of transcription by RNA polymerase II; negative regulation of cyclin-dependent protein serine/threonine kinase activity
Cellular component (GO): nucleus; nucleoplasm; cytoplasm
Molecular function (GO): cyclin-dependent protein serine/threonine kinase inhibitor activity; 7SK snRNA binding
Source: RefSeq, a predicted model, not a curated record